Messenger RNA from Iphiclides podalirius (scarce swallowtail), 4146 nucleotides. The record is from the annotation of a GenBank genome assembly. Lineage: Eukaryota; Metazoa; Arthropoda; Insecta; Lepidoptera; Papilionidae.
AUGGUACCAGUCGCAAUUGAAGGAUGUAACCAGGGUGCUGAAGGUGGUGGCGCCCGGGGUGGUUCUAUUUCUUUAGCUUUGCUCAUAGACUUUAUUGUACAGAGAACUUACGAUGAGCUCACGGUAUUGGCUGAAUUGUUGCCUCGUAAAACAGACAUGGAACGGAAAAUUGAAAUUUAUAAAUUCAGUGCACGUACGAGACAACUAUUUGUACGAUUGCUGGCCCUUGUGAAAUGGGCAAGUAGUGCUACCAAAGUAGACCGUUCUGCACACAUAAUGGCCUUUUUGGAUAAACAAGCUCUUCUAUUUGUUGAAACUGCUGAUGUGCUGGCUCGAGUUGCUCGUGAGACCUUAGUACAUGCUAGACUUCCAACAUUCCACAUGGCUGCUGCAGUGGAGGUUCUGACAUUAGGUACAUAUAGCCGACUUCCAGCUGUAAUUCGUGAACGGCUCGUGCCACCACCAUCUUUAACACCUGCCGAACGUCGCUCCACAUUACGUGCCUUAGCACAUGUUGUCCGACAGCGUCUUACCACAGCAUCAUUACCAACUGACGUCCGAAAUCUAAAGGUCGAAAAUGGGAGAGCAACUUUUUCAGUUGGGCAGGAGUUCAGUGUGUCAUUAACAGUAAUGGGUGAUGCACCAAAUUUACCUUGGCGUUUAUUGGAUAUUGCUAUUUUAAUCCAGGAUUAUGAAACCGGAGAGGGUAAACCACUGGUUCACACUUCUCAAUUGACUUGGUUGCGGGGUGUUGCGCAAGCACGUUUAGCAGCAGCUGGCUUAAGUGGAGCGCUAGCUGCGUUGCGAUACUUCUGCCGCUCCCUUUCGCUGGAACUACUUUACACGCAAACUCUGCGGCUCUGUCGCGACCGUCUGUCGAAACAUUUGCAGGUCGAUAAGUACAUUCCAGGCCAGAAACUCCAGGUGUCAUAUUGGAGGGAGCUGGGCUGCGAGUUGGGAUACCGGGUGAUCGUGGGCGCUGAGGGGGAGUCCCUUUGCGUGUGGCACGUGCCGGCGCUGGCGGGCGGCGAGCGAGUGGCGGCCGCGCUGACGCCGCACGCGCCCUCUAUGGAGCGGCUGCUCGCGCACACCGUACACGUGCGCUCGCGUCAGCGCCUCAGCGACCUUAAAGUGCUGCUCAACGACCUCGGCGUGGAGUGCAGCGUGGGCGGCUGGCCGUGCGUGCUCGCGUGCUCUGUGGUGUGGCCGUGCCUGCGCGCCGAGCAGCUGCUGGUGUCGGUGGGCGCGCACGGCGGCCGGCUGCGCGCGCGCGUGCCCGCCUACCCGGCCACGCCGCGCAUGCCCGACCUGGCGGCCGCGCUCGCCGCCGCCAACGUGCCGCUCGUCAAGGCGCUGCUCACGCAGCUCAGAUUUUGGCUGGUCGCGCGUCGGUGCGAGAAAACGCUGCAGCACCUACCUGCAAGCGUAUGCGAACAUCUGCCAUUUCUCCACGGUCCUGAUCAUCCGUUGACCAAGCUUUCGCCCGACCGUCUAUACGUCACCUUGCAUCGACACACCGACCAUUUAUUAAUAGUCGAAAUGAAAGAGGUCGCCGCUGGAAGCACGGCUACUACGAGCAACUGCGCAAACAGUGGCAGCGCGUGUUCGGUCGCGCUGGCCUUCCACUUGGCGGGGGCGAAACGCUGCACGCCGGACGAGUGCGAGGACGAGAGCGGAGCAACUUCCAGUUCCAAUACACCGGUGGCAUCCCGUGCCUUUCUCAAAUUGCAUUCGCUCGUUGAACUUGAUACAUUCACCCUGACACACGGACCAUUCACGCCACUUGACACUCCUGGCAUGCAGCCGGGCAAGAGGAAGCUGUCGGCGAGCAACAGCCGCGCGGUGCGUGUCCGCCAGCCCGCCUACUUCCUGCCCGAGCUGGCGCACGUGGUCGCCGCCGCCGACGAACGCGUACCCUUUGUCAGCCUGGCGCAAGAGCUUGCGGCGCGCGGCGUGACGCACGGCGGCGUGCAGCCCGAGUGGAGCGGGUCGGCGCUGGCGAUGCGAGUGGUGGCGCUGCCACGGCCCGAGGGAGCCAGUGUGGCCGCGGCCGCUGCCCUGCGCGCACGUCUCCUGGCCGCCACCGUCCGCCUCACCACCAAGAACCAGGCGCGCGUCUGGACUGCGGAGAUCGUCUUCCACGGCUCCCCGGUCAGGACGCCCAACCCGAAGGAACAAGGCGAGAGGCGCUGUGUCUACCUACAGUACGAACUUGGGACCGACGCAGGACGCACUGCGGAUGCAUUCCUCGCAGAUUGGGCGGCGAUUGUGCAUCUGCAUACCCUGUUAUACGACUUCAUGCUGAGGCCUAGCCAAGAGCGAGAGACACUCUGGCAGGGCGUGUGCAUCCGCUCGUACACGUACCGCUCGCUGGUGCUGGGCUUCGGAGCGGCGCAGCGGGCCACGGCGGUGUUGCAGUGGUCGGCGAGUGCGCAGCGCUACACCGUCGCCACGCCCGCGCACCAGCCGGCCGCCAACGCGCACCACUUGUUGCACCACCACCUCGACCACUACAUCAACUGGCACAAAGAUCUCAUGUCGCUCGGUGUGGUGCUGCGAGAGACCUACGCGCCUCUGUUGGCACUCAGUCGCCUGCCAACUUUGCCCCAACUGGGACUGCACCACGUCCGCACUCAAAUGCCCACUCCCACGUUCACUUUACUUGCUCACUCCUGGAGAAAGAUUCGCAUUAUUUACGCGGGUGCGUACUCACUAGAAGUUGGUAUUCGGGGAGGGAAUAUGGUGACCAUUCGAGACGGGUCUUACUCCAAAUUCGAUCGAAGUACCGUUGUCGAUGAAUUUGCACCAGCUCUUGGUCUGAAGGCCUUUUUAUCAAGAUAUGUGGAAGACAAUAUUAGUGCAAGAUUGUUGGCGGAAGAAGAAAACCCGCCGUCGCCAAUGUCUCCCAUGCCACCAGGAGGCCUACGCUUCCCGGCGCCUUUGACGCCCCCGCAACCGCACACGCCUCAUUCAGCGCCUGUCACACCGCAUCCGGCCUCACCCGCCCAACAUCAGAUGGGCGGCGGCUCGUUCAACCUGACGUCGCCGCCGGGCGGUGGCGCUGCGGGCGCGGCGGGUGCGGGCGUGUCCGCGUCGCCCGCCUCGCCGCUGGCGCCGUCGCCGCUCGCGCCCGUCGCCUCGCCGCACCCGCCCCCCACCUCGCCCUUCACCGCGUGGCCCGCCUCGCCCUCGCUGCCGCGCCCCUCGCCCGGCCACCACCCCUCCCCGCGACACCACAUCGACCACAAAGGCCCUCAAGCGAGCUCGUCGACGGCUGCAAGCGGCCGCGGGGGCGGGGGCAGAAGUGCGGGGGGCGCCGCGGCCCCCCUCUGCGUGGGCAAGCUGGAGGUGCUGUGUACGCCGAGCGAGCCCCCGCCCGGCGCCCCCCCGGGCCCCCCACUCGCGCCUCUCCAGCGCUUCCUCGCCUGCGUCUACAUGAAACGCACGCUGCAGCGCUUCGUGCAGCAGGAGGACUUUUUGACGACGGUGUCCGUGGAGGCAACAAGCUUGACGUUCCGCUGCGAAGGUGCCGGGUUGGCGGCACGAGUAGCCCUACAUCCGCAACACAUGCAGUCGCUGCAUCUACAGCUCACGGCGCUGCCCGACCACAAGGACAUGUGGUCGGCCGACGAUCUGCAGGUGAUGGAGAGGUUCUUCGAGCAGCGCGUCGCGAUCCCGCCGUACCGCGCCACCGCGCUGCACGGGUGGGCGCGCGCGUGGGGCGCCCCCGCGGCGGCGCUGCCCUCGCUGGUGGCGCUCAUGCGCGCCGAACUGGCGCCCGCCGCGCCCGCCCUCUGGCAGCUGCAGUGGGCGCUGCGCAUCCCGCCCGCCGCGCCGCAGAUCGUGCCGGCGGGGCACCCGGCCGUGCUGCUCGCCAAGCACAAGAUACUCUUCUUCAUCUGCCUAACACGCGGCGACACGCAGCUGGUUCUGCCGUUGGUGUACGACGUGCAGAACAACAGCACACAGCUCGCGGACAAGCGUGACGCGCAGCCGCACCUUAUUGCCGUCAACUUGCACCUCAAGCGGUUCAGCGAGUUUAACCAGCCGCAUUCGGAGUGCACGCUGUGGCCGGCGGUGCGCGACCUGCUGACCAACUUCACGCUGCCCCAGGACGCGCCGCAGCCGGCCGCCCCCCCGCCCCCG